AUGGAGAGGGUACAAUUAGACUACCAAGAGUUUUCAGUAUACCGAUGGUUGUCAGGUGAACAUAAAGGGAAACCUAGGAGAUUCCGUAAGAAGAUAGUGAAACCUAACAUCUCCACUAUUGACAUAACAUCAGGUGAAUCCGCAUCAGAGGGAGAGGGUAGUCAAACAAGACCUACUGUACAUUUUUUAGACAAAGACGGGGAAUCAAGCAUGGAGAGACAACCGACAACAAUAACACGGAGCAGACUCAAACACGUAAAAGGACAAACACAAGACGCGGAUGUAAGGGAUGACUCCAUUGGUCCCAAAG
Messenger RNA from Pelobates cultripes (western spadefoot toad), 310 nucleotides. The record is from the annotation of a GenBank genome assembly. Lineage: Eukaryota; Metazoa; Chordata; Amphibia; Anura; Pelobatidae.